GGGCUAAUUUUCGAGCUCGUGUGGGGCGCGUUCUGUCCGAAAGAGCGCGUGAGAAUCUGCGUUUCUUCCCUCGCGUUAAGUUUGUGUGCAUCUCUCUUCUUGUCCUAUAUUACAAGUCUUCAGGAAACCGGGUUUCAAGGAGGACGAUCUUCUACCUCAGCGAGUUUAGAAACCACAGCACUUGAUUCUCACUGGAAACUCCUCUCGUCGUGAAUCAGUGAAAUCAUGUCUGCCUCAGCGGCUAAAGUCAGUAAAAAGGAACUGAACUCGAACCACGACGGAGGGGACGAGACCUCGGAAAAAGAGCAGCAAGAAGCCAUCGAGCACAUCGAUGAAGUCCAGAAUGAAAUCGACAGACUGAACGAGCAGGCGAGUGAAGAGAUUCUCAAAGUAGAACAGAAAUACAACAAACUUCGCCAGCCGUUCUUCCAGAAGAGGUCAGAACUCAUAGGCAAAAUCCCCAACUUUUGGGUCACCACAUUUGUCAACCACCCACAAGUCUCCGCUCUUCUUGGGGAGGAGGAUGAAGAGGCGCUUCACUAUCUGACCAGAGUCGAGGUCACAGAGUUUGAAGACAUCAAAUCCGGCUACAGAAUAGAUUUUUAUUUUGAUGAAAACAUGUAUUUUGAGAACAAAGUCCUCUCCAAAGAAAUUCACCUGAACGAAAGUGGAGACCCAACCUCAAAGUCGACAGAGAUCAAAUGGAAACCAGGAAAAGACCUCACGAGUAGGUCCAGUCAGACACAGAGUAAAGCAGGUAAGAAGAGACAACACGAAGAACCCGAGAGCUUCUUCACCUGGUUUACUGAUCACACCGAUUCAGGCGCCGACGAAUUGGGUGAAGUCAUUAAAGACGACAUCUGGCCGAAUCCUCUGCAAUACUACUUGGUUCCAGACAUGGAGGAUGAGGAAGGAGAAGGCGAGGAUGAGGAUGAAGACGAGGAAGGUCUGGAUGAUAUUGAUGAAGAGGGAGAAGAUGAUGGGGAAGAAGAGGAGGAUGAUGAUGGAGAGGACGAUGACGGUGAGGAUGACUGAAGCUGAAAUAUAGGAAUAUUAUCCACAUUUCCCCAGUCCGGUUUCCAAAUUGCUUCUUUGGCUUUUUUGUUGUCAUUUUUUUUUGGAAAGCAAGAUGCUGCUUUUUCCAUUUUUUUAUUUUUUUUUUUGGUUUUGAGCUCCAUCUUUCCUUGCUGUGUUGAAGUUCCCCAAACAGACUCAGAAUAAACUGACUGCAAAAUCUUGCCAACAUGGCAUCCACCAUCUCAAUUUCCAAAUACAUUUCAAGGUUAAAAGCAAAUCACUGUAGUUAUCGGCCACACGUCGUCUGGAGUAGACUUGCGAGUAGUGUUUUCAGUUUUUUUAAUUCUAAAUAUAUGUACAAAUAUGUAUAAUUUUUUCCUGUUUUGUGGUUAAUUGAACAGAAGCCAUGGUGCGCAGUGAUCUGCUAGCUCUAGCGUUCUCCAAGUUUUCAUACUUUAUUCUUUUUGUCUAAACCCUUCAUGGUUGAAUCAGCAGAUAGACAACAGUAGUGAAUCUCUGAUACCUCUUGUAACCAUGUCUGUUCAGGAGGACUGAGGAAAAGAGGGUAUGUGGGCACCAUCAUUGAGUCUUUGAUUUUUAUCUUGUCUUGUUUUACAGACAUACACCAGAUUUGAAAUGGAUUACAUUUUUGAUAAAAUAAAAUAUUUAAAAAAAGGAGUCAAA
Molecule: messenger RNA, 1701 nt
Organism: Carassius auratus (goldfish)
Lineage: Eukaryota; Metazoa; Chordata; Actinopteri; Cypriniformes; Cyprinidae
Product: protein SET-like
Exons: 8
Coding region: 226-1035 (269 amino acids)
Biological process (GO): nucleosome assembly
Cellular component (GO): nucleus
Source: RefSeq, a predicted model, not a curated record